Molecule: messenger RNA, 5391 nt
Organism: Pantherophis guttatus
Lineage: Eukaryota; Metazoa; Chordata; Lepidosauria; Squamata; Colubridae
Gene: TMEM204
Product: transmembrane protein 204
Biological process (GO): regulation of vascular endothelial growth factor receptor signaling pathway; lymph vessel development; smooth muscle cell differentiation
Cellular component (GO): plasma membrane
Source: RefSeq, a predicted model, not a curated record
GAAACCAAACUUCCUUGCAGCAAAGGAUUCUGUUUUCCUGCUUCGGGGCAGUUUGCUGGGCUCCGUCAUCAAGGGAAGAGCAGCCAGAGGUUGGAAGAAGAGUCCCUGGGAAUACAGACUCCAAUCUUGCAGGGAUUCCUUGGGGAGUGGGGGAUGCAAUUUUUUCUUUUUUGCUCUCUGGGAUUUGCUUGGGCGGCAAAGAGCUGAAGCCCAAGGCCCUCUCGGACCCCUUCUGAAAUUCAGGUGGCACUGAGGUCAGAACUGAGGUCUCUGGGUGCUUCUUAUGCAGGUCCCAGCUUCUUCUCACCGCCGUGCUCCAGAAGGCUGAAGGGACGGGACAGCCUUUAAAAGGGGCAAUUUUUUUUGUGGGGGAGAGACUUCCAAGACAACUCGAUCGGCGUAGAAGACACUGCUUACGUCGAGCCUUUGCCAGCUGGGAGUUUCGGAAAGAAUGCGCCUCUUGGACGUUCGACUCUACGCCAGCCUGGUCCUACUCAAAGGGGAGGAAGGCGGAUAAAGCGCUCCCCGAGGGAAGACAAGCAAUCUGGACGCCUGGUUCUUGCCUUUGGCUUCGGAUGGAGUUGUCCUGUCUCCUUUGUGGCUCUUUGUGCAGCCAAGACCUUCCCAGCAGCUGACUUUUGAGAAUGAAUGGGGAUGUACUCUAGUCAUACCUAACGUGAACGCACCUGCCUUCCACCGACGACGGGCGCAAAUUCAAUGUACUGCAGCUGAUUGAGAAGUGUGGGGACGCUUGGAUCUUCUACUAAGAGUGGCGGCCGGCUGCUGGGUGACCCUCAGAUAUGACAGUCCAGAAACUGGUCGCCACAGCCGUGUUGGUCGCUCUGGUCUCCCUCAUUCUCAACAACGCGGCUGCUUUUACUCCCAACUGGGUGUACCAGACCUUGGAGGAUGGGCGUAAACGCAGCGUGGGGCUGUGGAAGAUGUGCUGGCUGGCGGAGAAGGGGAAAGGAGGUGCGGGCGCAGGUGCCAAGCAUGGGCAAGGGGUGGAGCAGCACGAAUGUGAAGCCUUGGGCUGGGGGUCAGAGCCAGCUGGUUUCCAGGAAUCCCGAAAUACUGUCAAACUGCAAUUCGAUAUGAUGCGUGCCUGCAAUCUGAUUGCCACCGUCGCCUUGACAGCCGGGCAGCUCCUCUUCGUGUUGGGAUUGGUAGAACUGCCCAUCAUUUCCCAGGAUACCCAAUGGUGGGAAGAAGCCAUCGCUGCCGUCUUCCAGCUUGCCAGUUUUGUUCUGGUCAUCGGCCUGGUGACUUUCUACCGUAUUGGACCCUACACCAGCCUGUCCUGGUCUUGCUACCUGAACAUUGGGGCAUGUCUCUUAGCCACAUUGGCUGCAGCCAUCCUUAUAUGGAACAUCCUUCAUCGGCGGGAGGACUGCAUGGCCCCCAGAGUCAUCGUGAUCAGCCGCACGCUGACCGCUCGCUUCCGGCGAGGGCUGGAGAAUGACUACGUGGAGUCCCCGUGCUGAGAAUACGGAGACGGAAUGAGGGAGAUACAACCACACAGGCAGAUUUUUAAAAAACCAAAGAAAACCCCACCAAAAACUGACUGCUUCCUUAUACAUAGGCGAUGUAAUUUAAAACCACAAAUUUCACUCUUUGCUUAAGAGAAGCCCGUCAUUACGGGGAGUCCUCAAUUUACGACCAAAACUGAGCCCCAAAUUUCCGUGGUUAAGAGAGACACGUGCUAAGUGAGCUGUGGCCCAUUUUACGACAUUUGUUUAAAGUGGGUAACUUGGUUAUGAAGUGAAUCUGGCUUCCCUCGUCGACUUUUGCUUGUCGCGAAAGGGGUUCCCGUGAUCUUGGAACAAAGCGACGGUCAUAAAUACGAAGCAGUUGCCGAGCCCCUGAAUUUUGAUCGCGGGAUCACGGGGGGACACUGCAAAGGUCGUAAGGGUGAAAAAACGGCCCUAAGCCACAUGUUUUUCACUUUGAAUGAUCACAAAAAGAACUGUUGUAAGUUGAGGACUAGCUGUAUUACUUAGAUGGGCCAUAUUUGUCUGUGUCUGUCUGUCUGUCUGUCUGUCUGUCUGUCUAACUCAGAGAUCUUCAAACUUGGCAGCUUUAAGACUUGUGGACUUCAACUCCCAGAAUUCUCCAGCCAUAGCUAUGGCUGGAGAAUUCUGGGAGGUUGAAGUCCACAAGUCUUAAAGCUGCCAAGUUUGAAGACCUCUGAUCUAACUCGCUACAUUAUGCAAUGCUUUUCUUGAUCUCAAUGUACAGAGUAAGAUAUAACAGCUCAACCAUCUUGAUGGAUUUUUAGCCAAAAAAAAAAAAAAAAGAAGAGUGUGGAGCUAUACUCUGAUGGAUUUUGUGAGAAUCUGGCAACGGGAAAAGGCAACCCCCUUCUUUCAAUGUUUAAGUUGUUUCCGUGCGAAAGCAACCAACAGAUUCGAGGGCUCAGUUACAGAAAUGUUCCUUCGUUGGAACCAGCUGUAAGAGCGGUCUGAAAGAAAAAAUGACAGCUGUUCUCUCUUUUUGUCCAUUUGGUACAAUUGGAAGUUUUUUUAAAAAAUAUAUAAUAUCGGCAAAUACCACCUCUAGCUGGUCCCAGAGUGGGGUGGGAAUGGGGAUUUUGCAGCAUUGUUCCCCUGGAGUGGGGAGGGAAUGGAGAUUUUGCUAUAUCCUUCCCCCAGGAGUGGGGUGGGAAUGGAGAUUUUGCAAUAUCCUUCCCCCAGGAUUCGGGUGGGAAUGGAGAUUUUGCAAUAUCCUUCCCCCAGGAGUCGGGUGGGAAUGGAGAUUUUGCAAUAUCCUUUCCCCAGGAGUGGGGAUUUUGCAGUAUCCUUUCCCUGCCAUGCCCAUCAAGCCACGCCCAAAGAACUGAUAGUAAAAAAAAUUGAAUUUCACCACUGAUAUACAAGCAAAAUUUGAGAGGCAUAGAAUCUGGCCAGAACAAUUAUUCUCGCUUUGAUGGAAGUGUUCCAAAAUUAAAGACAACCAGAGAUAAUUGUACUGUUUGGGAAAGCUUGGCAGAAAUUUCUUUUAACAGGGCAUGAAAUAUUUAAGAUUUCAGGCUUAUUAGUCUUUAAAGCCAAUUUUGUAGAAACAUUUCCAUGCCGCUUAACUCUUGAUAAAGAGGCUCAUUCUAAAGCUGCCAUCCUUCAUCAUAUCUGCAUUACCCACAUCAGGAAGAGUCGGCUUUUCUCUUUCCAUCAUCUUUCCAUCAUUAGCAAUGAUUUAAAUCAAAAAUUGAUGGCUGGGCAUUUUUUCAGAUUUGGUGCUAAAUUGUAGCAUUUUUUUUUUGGCCUGAGUGCUGAAGCCAAAAUAGAAUAGAAUAGAAUAACAGAGUUGGAAGGGACCUUGGAGGUCUUCUAGUCCAACCCCCUGCUUAGGCAGGAAAUAGAGAUACAGGUAGUCCUUGAUUUACGACCACAAUUGAGCCCGACAUUUCUGUUCUUAAGCGAUACAUGUGUCGAGUGAGUUUUGCCCCAUUCGAUGACCUUUCUUGCCAUAGUUGUUAAGCGAAUCCCUGCAGUUGAUAAAUUAGUAACCCGGUUGUUAAGUGAAUCCGGCUUUGUCAGAAGGUCGCAAAAGGGAAUCAUGUGACCUUGGGGCACAACAACCGUCAUAAAUAGGAGCCAGUUGUGAAGCAUCUGAAUUUUGAUCACACGAUCAUGGGGAAAUGCUGCAAAGGUCGUAAGUGUGAAAAAUGGUCGCAAGUCCCAUUUUGCAGUGCCGUUGUAACUUUGAACAGUCACUAAACAAACUGUCGUAAGUCGAGGACUACCUGUGCUGAAAUCUAAAAUCAAACCAGGGCCGCUUCAGAAAAUGCUUCAGUGAGGUGGGAAGACCAGCUUACUAAAUUUAUGGGAGGCAAGAAUUUAUUCCUUCUUGAUCGAAUGGGGGGGAAAAAAAUCCAUCAGAAAUGGCUGUCAGACGAAUAGAUCCCUGAUACACACAAAUAUAUUAGGUAUAACGUUUGAUAGAACGUUUAGCAAAAUAUUUAACCAGUGACGAAGGAUACUAUAGAGAUAAUGACGGAGGGGGAAAAAACAGAUUGGAUGAUGAGGCUGUUGACCUAAAAUAUUUAAUGUCUCUUUCUUAGAGACGUUUGUAAUAUAACCGCUUCAAAACUUUGCUUUAGCUUUCUGCUUUCCAUCCUUUUUUUUUUCUUCAGAAAAGGAAUAAUGAAGCUAGCUCUUCAGCUUCAUAGUAUGACUUAAUAGGAUGCCGAAUAAAAGACAGAAACAGGUAUAUCACUCAGUACCGAAGCCUUAAUAAACAACUUAACCUAAGCGAAACAAAUGGGAAAGUUUAAAUUGUAUAUGCCCGCUUGAGGUUCUGGAGGAAUUAUUUCUAUUCUGGAUGUAACAACUGAUUUCUUUAAAACAAUCGUGGGUAGCAUUUUUCCUCCUUAGGUUACCCAACUGUUUAGAGGACCAAAAACCUGCUAUUAGAGAAAAAAAGUAAUAUAAGAAUAUUGUGCAACAUUUACGAAGUAUUUUGACGUCUUUAGCACUAUGUGUUGUAAAGUAUACCUAGAAGAUAAUAGAUGUGGACAAUUAUGAUUGAAAUUAGUAAAACAGCGACCAAUAUAAUCCUUUGGGCACCUUAAUGUUGUUAUAAAUUACUUUACCUACAUGUAUAGUCUACUUCCCAGUAAGUUCUGUCCUAUAAAAUAUGCAAAUUGGGAUGAGAAAAUUCACAUUGUAGUAACAGUCAGGGUGGGCUGCUGGGGGUUCGCAGGGGUUCGGGAGAACCUCUAGCUAAGAUUCUGUGCAGUUCGGAGAACCCCCAAAUCCCACUCCUGGCUGGCUCCGCCCACCCCGCCCCUCCCAGGAGUCCCCAUGCGGCCUGUUUUGGAUGCAGGUAAGUGCAGGGUGCGCGUGGAGGCUUGGGAGGGUGAAAAACAGGCCUACCAGAAGUUUGGGAAGGCCGGAAACGGGCCUGUUUCCGGCCUCCAGAGCCUGGGAAGACCGUUUUCAUCCUCCCAGAGGCUCAAGAAAAGCCUCCAGAGCCCGGGGAGGGCAAAAAUGCCCCCCCCCCGUGCAGGAGGCCGACUAGGCCACGCCUACCAUGGCCACGCCCACCCAGCAACCGGACAGAGAACCCCUUGCUAAAAUUUUUGAAGCCCACCCCUGAGUACAGUUAUGUUCCAGAGUUUACAUCUCACUUCAAAGCAGGCUUGGAGUCUUUCUUAGAUUUUGAAAGCUGCCUUGCUGGGACUAAACAGACCCAUUCAAUCAAAAAUUGGGUUUCACUUCAGCUUGCCUGCCUGCUUCCUAGGAAAAUUCUAUAGCGUAAAAAUGUGCUCUACCUAACUGCCAUUUACCAAAAGAUUUUAAAUACUAGAAUAUUGAAGAUGUAUCAUUUCUGCUAAUAUUGCAAUAACCAUCAUUAUAAUGUGAAAUUAAAAACAAAUGGUUCUGCCUAUGA